ACGCGUAGGCGGGGCGCUUUACACGGAAGCCUGCGGCGUCAGGUCUCAUCCUUCUCUGAUUUCCGGCAUUAGGCGACACUGGGAGGACCUGCGCCCUUUGGCCAAGACCCUGAGUGCCCACUAGAGGGUACCGGGACAGAUUGAAGUCAUGGCCAUUCUUUUUGCUGUUGUUGCCAGGGGAACUACUAUCCUUGCCAAACAUGCUUGGUGUGGAGGAAACUUCCUGGAGGUGACAGAGCAGAUUCUGGCUAAGAUACCCUCUGAAAAUAAUAAACUAACGUACUCACAUGGCAAUUAUUUGUUUCAUUACAUCUGCCAAGACAGGAUUGUGUAUCUUUGUAUCACUGAUGAUGAUUUUGAGCGUUCUCGAGCCUUCAGUUUUCUGAAUGAAGUAAAGAAGAGGUUCCAGACUACUUAUGGUUCAAGAGCACAAACUGCUCUUCCAUAUGCCAUGAAUAGCGAGUUCUCAAGUGUUUUGGCUGCACAACUGAAGCAUCACUCUGAAAAUAAAGGGCAAGACAGAGUGAUGGAGACUCAAGCACAAGUGGAUGAACUGAAAGGAAUCAUGGUCAGAAACAUAGAUUUGGUUGCUCAACGUGGAGAAAGAUUGGAAUUACUGAUAGAUAAAACAGAAAACCUUGUGGAUUCAUCUGUAACUUUCAAAACUACCAGCAGAAAUCUUGCUCGAGCCAUGUGUAUGAAGAAUAUCAAGCUUACUAUCAUCAUCAUCAUAGUAUCAAUUGUGUUCAUCUAUAUCAUUGUGUCACCUCUCUGUGGUGGGUUUACAUGGCCAAGCUGUGUGAAGAAAUAAGAAAGUUGCCAUUAACCAAGGAUACAAGUGUAAAUGGAGAUAAAGGCAAUCCAUGUGA
Peromyscus leucopus (white-footed mouse) is the source of this 869-nucleotide messenger RNA. It is a transcript of the gene Vamp7, whose product is annotated as vesicle associated membrane protein 7. NCBI's taxonomy places the organism in Eukaryota, Metazoa, Chordata, Mammalia, Rodentia, Cricetidae. Bases 149 to 811 code for a protein of 220 amino acids. The record is from RefSeq and is a predicted model, not a curated record. Gene Ontology annotation, molecular function: SNARE binding; SNAP receptor activity. The transcript has 8 exons. Gene Ontology annotation, biological process: exocytosis; vesicle fusion. Gene Ontology annotation, cellular component: SNARE complex; membrane.